Messenger RNA from Pseudozyma hubeiensis SY62, 1596 nucleotides. RefSeq names its product epidermal retinal dehydrogenase. The record is from RefSeq and is a predicted model, not a curated record. Lineage: Eukaryota; Fungi; Basidiomycota; Ustilaginomycetes; Ustilaginales; Ustilaginaceae. Gene Ontology annotation, molecular function: oxidoreductase activity, acting on the CH-OH group of donors, NAD or NADP as acceptor. The transcript has 3 exons. Bases 1 to 1596 code for a protein of 531 amino acids.
AUGAUACCCGGCAGGGUCUCCCGCCGCGCCUCCGUCGCGUCACAAAUCGGAAAAUGUGCCGAUGCUGUGCUGCGCUGUUUCAACGACACUGCAUCGUCGGAUCGCUUCGCACCGCCCUACUGCAACCGCUGCUUGACCAAGCGCACCAGACGGUCCGUGGCGGCCCUGCGCUGCUGUUGUCUGGCUCUACCAAGCUCGUCUAGGAUUGCGCUGUCCAGUCCGCCGGCUCACAGGAUAGCUCUCGUGUCUCUCGGCUCCGGCUCGCGCUCCUUCCGGUCGACUCGGCAGCCGCAACGCGCCAAGACCCCACAAUCUGGAACUGAACCUUUUCAGCAUUUGGCCUACCUGGCUCCUCUGUGCCACGAGGCAUACAGCAGGUCGAAGCGAAUGGGUCGUACCCGUCGAGAAGCACAGCCGACCUCAGCGAGUGGAGGCGAGAACAUGUCGGUUCUGAGCAUCGACACCGUUGUCGUGCUCUUCAAGUGGACCCUUUUGAAUCCCUUGCUCAGCAUCGCAUACCUGGCCGCCCUCGGAUGCGAUCGUUACACGUGCAAAUCUUCCAACGAAUGGGUUCAGCAUGGUCUGCGCGCUGCCAAGCACCUCUUGGUGGCUGAUGCAUCUCAACGGACAUCAAUAGGAGUCGCUGCCAUCGUCGUGCUACUGGGUUGGUCGCUCGUGCUCUCCUCGCACCUCUGGUACAACCGCGUAUACCUUCGUCCAAUUCGGCGAAAUCAAUGGAAGGAUCAGCUCGUCCUCAUCACCGGCGGUGCAUCCGGUAUCGGGUAUCGCACAGCCAUGCGCUUCGCGUCCAAGGGCGCAAGAGUCGUGGUCAUAGAUAUACGCAAGCUUCCAGAUCCGCAAGCUUCGUCAUUGUCAUCACGUGGUCCGAACGAAGCAGCCGCACGCCAGAACAUCUCUGCCUACAUUUGCGAUCUCGCUAGCGAAGAUGCUCUCACCAAGGUGCUCAAGUCCAUCUUGGCCAUACACGGCACGCCCACCGUUGUCAUCAACAACGCAGGCUUCACCCACUCGCAGCCCAUCACGCGCCUGUCGGCAUCUCAGAUCUCGCGACUCAUCCAUGUCAACCUCACCUCGCACCUCUGGAUUCUCCAACACCUGCUUCCGCACAUGAUUCAGAGCGCAAGGGCAGAUGGAAGGAGCUCUCACAUUGUCUCGACCGCGUCCGUCAUGGGACACACAGGGGUUUCACAGAUGAUCGACUACUGCGCCUCGAAGCACGGCGUCGUCGGCCUGCACAAGGCGCUGAGGUACGAGCUGGAUUACUGCCACCGAUGUCCGCAGAUCCGUACAACGCUGCUUGUGCUCGGUCACGUCAAGACGCAGCUAUUCGACGGCUUGCCUACCAACAUUCUGGCACGCUUUCUGGGUCCUGUGGUCCAUCCAGAUGCGGUCGCAAAGCGCAUCGUGACGGCAGUCGAGAAGAGGCGAGGCGGAACAAUAGCCAUGCCAUGGUACGCCAACUGGUCAGAGGUGUUUGCUCUUCUACCGAGCUGGGCCACCGACCUGGCCCACUGGCUGUUGGCAUCCAAUUCCAGCAUGGACGGUAUGAACAGGGCGCGUCAAAAGCAAUCAUAG